Molecule: messenger RNA, 726 nt
Organism: Vicia villosa (hairy vetch)
Lineage: Eukaryota; Viridiplantae; Streptophyta; Magnoliopsida; Fabales; Fabaceae
Exons: 1
Coding region: 1-726 (241 amino acids)
Source: RefSeq, a predicted model, not a curated record
AUGCCGUUCACCAAGUACGAGCAAGAGGGAGUUCAUACUUUGCUUCAGUUCUAUAAUCCUUCCCUUCGCUGCUUCACGUUCACCGACGACCUCUUGGUUCCAACAUUGGAAGAGUAUUCCCUAUUUCUUGGCGUUCCUAUAAAGAAGGAAGUACCAUACUAUGGCACCAUGAAGGCCCCUGAUUCCAUUGAAAUUGCUAAGGCUCUUUAUUUGAGCAAAUCGGUCGUGGAAGCAAAUCUCACUAAGAAGGGAGGAGGUUUUGGUUUUUGCAUGGAGUUUCUGGUCAAAAGGGGUUGUGAGGCUGAUGAAGCAAAGGAAUGGGACACAUUUAGGGCUAUCCUGGCUCUAGGUAUCUAUGGUAUCAUGAUGUUCUCGAACAUUCCUAACUUUGUUGACAUGAAUGCAAUUCAUAUGUUCAUUCUGCAGAAUCCAGUUCCUACACUUUUGGGAGACGUUUAUCACUCCAUUCACCACAAGAGUAGUCAGAAGGGAGGUUUGGUCAGAUUCUGUGCUCUGUUGCUAUAUCGUUGGUUCAGGUCACAUUUGCCUGAGCGUGGCGCUUUCGUUGAUAAUAGGCACACAUCUAAGUGGGCUGAGAGGAUUAUGGGGCUUAGGGCCAAAGAUAUUGUCUGGCACAACAGAUCCUUAGAUGACAUGGAAGUUAUUAUGAGUUGCGGAAAAUUCAAAAAUGUACCUCUCAUGGGUCUUAGAGGUGGAAUCAACUAA